This is a messenger RNA of Perognathus longimembris pacificus (Pacific pocket mouse), 540 nucleotides long. RefSeq names its product methyl-CpG-binding domain protein 3-like 1. Lineage: Eukaryota; Metazoa; Chordata; Mammalia; Rodentia; Heteromyidae. The transcript has a single exon. The record is from RefSeq and is a predicted model, not a curated record. Bases 1 to 540 code for a protein of 179 amino acids.
AUGGCCAAGAUUUCUGAGAGGAAACCAAAUGACUGUGCCCACCCACCCGACCCAAAGCUUACCUUGAGCCUCUCCAUCCCCUUGCGGAUGUCCAACUGGAUAUCCUUUAAGAGGCCAGUUACUAAAAUUACAUCACAUCUGGGCAAUGAGGUUAGGUCUGACUACUGGGAGGAGAAUCUGGAGAAACCCCAACAACUGUGUUGGCAGAACAGGCUUCAAGGAGUCCAGGCCUACGGCAGCGUGGGGGAUCUUUUAAGUACUUUAGAUCUGGUCAAAGCCUUACAAAAACACAUGAGAGGCGGAACAGCAGGUGUUCACACCAAGCAGGCUUCAUCAUCGCCCUGCAUGGAGAUGGGUCCGGCCAAAGCAGGGUUGCAUGUGCCACCGUUCCUCUGCAAAGAAUUUCUGGUCACUGAGGAAGAUAUAAAGACCCAGGAAAAGAAGGUGAAGGCAGCAAGAGAGAGGCUGGCUCUAGCUCUGCUUGUGGACAGGCUCGCCAGUGAGGCGGAGAUGCAGAAGAGACUGAGAAAGGAGAAAUGA